AUGUGGGCCUUGUUGGUGCUCACUCUUGCCCUUGUUGUUAGUGCAUCAGAGAAAACCAAUGACACAGCGGUUGAAGAAAAGCUUGCUAUAGCCAGAGGUAAACUGAUGGCUCCUAGUGUGGUCGGAUGAGGCAUAAAGAAAAUGCCCGAGCUCCAUCAUUUUCUCAUGGAGCGAUUGGCUUUGUACCACAACUUGGAAUAUGAUUCAUCAGAGGAGAAGAAGCCCCGUCUGAUAUUCUAUAACGAAAAGGACGAGGUUGUAAAGACUGUUCCUGUGAAGAAAAUGAAGGCAGACGAGAUCAGCAGCCUGUUAGACUCGCUUGGUUUCUACAAGAGGUCCCAGAAAGGGGAAGAGGUGCCAGAGGAGUUUCAGCAUUUCCCCAUGAAUGCCCCCAGGGACGAGCUGUGAUGACACCUUGUGGCCAAACUCUGCCACUGCA
This is a messenger RNA of Scomber japonicus (chub mackerel), 439 nucleotides long. It is a transcript of the gene selenoe, whose product is annotated as selenoprotein e. The record is from RefSeq and is a predicted model, not a curated record. The transcript is spliced from 4 exons. Lineage: Eukaryota; Metazoa; Chordata; Actinopteri; Scombriformes; Scombridae.